AUGGCUAUCCCGAACCAUGACCCCAGCCGAAGGCGUUCCGCUUCACAACUGCUCUCUAUCCCACGCAAAGUCCGCGACCCCAUCUAUGAGCACCACGUCAUCGUCGACAGGGGUUACGUCUAUGAAUCCGACGGUCUUCUCGGUGGCAGGCUCAAGUGGGCCGACAGACAGCCCUUCGAUCUGAACCUGACGUACGCCUGUCAACUCGUCGUCGGCGAGAUGCGCCAUCUUGCCUUGCAGAGCAACACCAUAACGCUCUCCACCAUUACUUCGGAAGAUGGGCACUUCUAUGCAGUCGCGCUUGAAGGCUUACGCAUACGUGCUGCUCGGUUUCAUGGCCUCGUCGGGCGUAGCCUCGACAGAUGCAAGCAGUAA
Molecule: messenger RNA, 375 nt
Organism: Colletotrichum godetiae
Lineage: Eukaryota; Fungi; Ascomycota; Sordariomycetes; Glomerellales; Glomerellaceae
Exons: 1
Coding region: 1-375 (124 amino acids)
Source: RefSeq, a predicted model, not a curated record